Molecule: messenger RNA, 2989 nt
Organism: Chinchilla lanigera (long-tailed chinchilla)
Lineage: Eukaryota; Metazoa; Chordata; Mammalia; Rodentia; Chinchillidae
Gene: Sufu
Product: suppressor of fused homolog (Drosophila)
Exons: 14
Coding region: 196-1938 (580 amino acids)
Cellular component (GO): nucleus; cytoplasm
Molecular function (GO): transcription factor binding
Source: RefSeq, a predicted model, not a curated record
GGUCCGGAGGCGCCCUCUGGCAGACUCCGCGGCGGCGACGGCCUGGGCAAACGGCCCGCGUGCGCAGGCGCGGAGCUAUCCCUCGCUGCAGCCCCCCCAUAGCCACGGAGAGUCGCCCCCGCCGAGUCCACCCGCUGGACUGUCGGGGCGCCCCUUACCCCGCGCUUUAGGCCCCCCAGCGCCCCACGCGCCCCCAUGGCGGAGCUGCGGCCUAGCGGCGCCCCCGGCCCCACCGCGCCCCCAGCCCCCGGCCCCGCUGCCCCGCCAGCCUUCGCCUCGCUCUUCCCCCCGGGACUGCACGCCAUCUACGGGGAAUGCCGCCGCCUUUACCCCGACCAGCCCAACCCGCUCCAGGUGACCGCUAUCGUCAAGUACUGGUUGGGCGGCCCAGACCCUUUGGACUAUGUUAGCAUGUACAGGAACGUGGGGAGCCCUUCUGCCAACAUCCCUGAGCAUUGGCACUACAUCAGCUUUGGCUUGAGUGAUCUCUACGGGGACAGCAGAGUCCAUGAGUUCACAGGAACAGAUGGGCCUAGUGGUUUUGGCUUUGAGUUGACUUUUCGUCUGAAAAGAGAAACUGGGGAGUCCGCCCCACCCACAUGGCCAGCAGAACUAAUGCAGGGCCUGGCCCGGUACGUGUUCCAGUCAGAGAACACCUUCUGCAGCGGGGACCAUGUGUCCUGGCACAGCCCGCUGGAUAACAGCGAGUCCAGAAUCCAGCACAUGCUGCUGACAGAGGACCCACAGCUGCAGCCCGUGCAGACGCCCUUCGGGGUGGUCACCUUCCUCCAGAUUGUUGGCGUCUGCACGGAGGAGCUGCACUCAGCCCAGCAGUGGAACGGGCAGGGCAUCCUGGAGCUGCUUCGGACAGUGCCCGUCGCUGGCGGCCCCUGGCUCAUAACUGACAUGCGGAGAGGAGAGACCAUAUUUGAGAUCGAUCCACACCUGCAACAGGACAGAGUUGACAAAGGCAUCGAGACCGAUGGCUCCAACCUCAGUGGUGUCAGUGCUAAGUGUGCCUGGGAUGACCUCAGCCGGCCCCCUGAGGACGAUGAGGACAGCCGGAGCAUCUGCAUUGGCACCCAGCCCCGGCGGCUCUCUGGCAAAGACACAGAGCAGAUCCGGGAGACCCUGAGGAGAGGACUUGAGAUCAACAGCAAACCUGUUCUUCCGCCAAUCAACCCUCAGCGGCAGAACGGCCUCACCCAUGACCGGACUCCGAGCCGCAAAGACAGCCUAGAAAGCGAGAGCUCCACGGCCAUGAUUCCCCACGAGCUGAUCCGUACGCGGCAACUCGAGAGCGUACAUUUGAAAUUCAACCAGGAGUCCGGAGCCCUCAUCCCUCUCUGCCUGAGGGGCAGGCUCCUGCAUGGACGGCACUUUACAUAUAAAAGUAUCACAGGUGAUAUGGCCAUCACGUUUGUCUCCACGGGAGUGGAAGGUGCUUUUGCCACAGAGGAGCAUCCUUACGCGGCUCAUGGACCCUGGUUACAAAUUCUGUUGACUGAAGAGUUUGUAGAGAAAAUGUUGGAAGACUUAGAAGAUUUGACUUCUCCCGAGGAACUGUCCCCGCCCCACCCCCGUCCUUGUGCGGACACCAGCAAAUUGUCUGACUUGCCGGCUCCUGAGAACCUCAUUGAAGAGGCAGCCAGGGCGCUCAGCACCCUCGUCUGUGGGGACUUACCUCAUCCCGGAAAGUCCCUUCCCUCCCCGCCGCCUCCUAACCAGAACACCAGUGGGAUCCGAGCCUUCCUGGCCUCCAUGCCUGAUGGAGGCUAUCCCCACACCCGCCCCACUCUCCACUGUGUCCUGGCGUGGAGAGCCCAUCAGAGGGAGGUGGCGAGAGCCAGCCAGGAAGUGUCGGGGAGCGUCAGACCUCCGGCCCAGCCCCCAGAGUGCGGGAGCCCUGUUCUCACCUGCCCACCCGGCCUGCCUUAGAGCCAAGCCAAAGACAGGCCUGGGCCGGGGUGCCACUUAGUGACAGAGCACUGGCCUAGGGUGCACCGGGCCUUGAGUGUGCUCCCCAGUCCUGGAAAAAAUAAGUAAAAUAAAAUAGAAGAGACCUAGUUUCCAAGCUCCAGCCUCAGUCCACAUCCACAAGCACUUGGGGACCAGCCAGUCCCCACACUAACUGCAAGCCUUAGAAUCCCUAGGGAGCGAAUGUCAGCUCUCCUCGCCCUUCCCCAGAAACCCCCGUGAGUGGGAGAAACCAAACUGAGCUGGUUAGCGCUUCCUGGGGUGGAAGGCCCUGGCCUGUCCCGGCCACCACGAGGCUCUCUGCUGCGCUCCCAGGAGCCGCGUGAGGACUUGCUCUUUCAGAGCCUUCACCGCUCCCAAGCCGCCCUCGGCCUCCUCUGCUGCUAUCAAGGGCAUAGUGCAGUCUGACUUUGAGGCUGACUUUCAGCAAAAGACACAGAGGACAGGUUCUUGGGCCUUUCCCACGUCAGCCUUAGAAAGAGAGGCCAUGAGAAAGCGAGGCCAUGGCAGUGACACACCUCAAGCCACUUCCCUGUAGCAUCUGCACCCUACCCGGCCCCCCAUCCUCCAGCCCAGGGCCUCAGGGAGCAGAUUCCUUACGUGCUUGUGGCCAGAGGCAGAACCAAGGAAGUGAGCAGGAGGGAGGUCAGCACAGUGGAGAAAAAAACUGAAAACACACGUCCUGGCCAGUUAGCGAUUAGCAAGGCAGGGGGAAGGCGGCAGCAAGGGGACCCCUGUGACCGGAGCCCGGCCACCCACCUGGGCCCUGCGGAGGGAAGCCAGGCCUCCAAUGGCCUGUCUUGCCCCAGACCUCAGGGACGAGGCCUGGACAAGUGCCUGCCUUUCUGCAGUUUCUGGGACAAAGGCAGUGAGUCUGCUAACCAUGUGUGUGCUGGGUCUGUGCUUGCUCCCCCACAGUUCAAACUUCCCAAAGAGUACAGCUGGCCUGAAAAGAAGCUCAAAGUCUCUAUCCUCCCUGAUGUGGUGUUCGACAGUCCACUGCACUAGCCUG